Molecule: messenger RNA, 7643 nt
Organism: Bemisia tabaci
Lineage: Eukaryota; Metazoa; Arthropoda; Insecta; Hemiptera; Aleyrodidae
Product: retinoblastoma-like protein 1
Biological process (GO): negative regulation of G1/S transition of mitotic cell cycle; cell differentiation; regulation of transcription by RNA polymerase II
Cellular component (GO): transcription regulator complex; chromatin; nucleus
Molecular function (GO): RNA polymerase II transcription regulatory region sequence-specific DNA binding
Source: RefSeq, a predicted model, not a curated record
CGUAAUUUUGGGGUUAGUUGUCUGCUUGUCGUACGUGUAAUCGGGGGAAAAAAUCCAUGAAAGUGUAAGUAGUUGAAUUAUUUAUUUCCUCUUUUUUCGGCCAGUUUUAUACGACCGUCAAUAUGGGGGUGCGCGAGGAUGCGAAGAAAGAUGAGGUGUGUCAAAAAUAUCUCGAGAUAUGUGUCGACUUAAACAUGGACAAAGUGGCAGCCAAUGAAGCUUGGAGCAACUACAAACUAAUCCGGCAGAAUUAUUCUUUAGAGGGAGACCAGCUGCACUGGCUCGCUUGCGCUUUCUAUGUAGCUUGUAGGAAAGCCACACCAUCUACAGUUGGCCAGCCCGAUACUCUGGUUGAAGGAAAUCUCGUUAGCUUGACCAGAUUAUUAAGAUCUUGCAAUCUUAGUUUGAUACAGUUUUUUAGUAAAGCUAAGAAAUGGGCAGAUAUGACAAACCUGGAUCAAGAUUUCCAGAAAAAAAUUGACAGAUUAGAGCGCAACUUCGCUGUGUCAAUGGUUAUUUUUAAGAAGUACCAACCAAUAUUUACAGAUCUAUUUUUGGACCCAGCUGCCAAUGAGUCAACAUCUUCUGUCACCAAUCCCCACAAAAAGCAAAAACUGAUGCUGUGUACACCAAGUAGACUUUUCGAUUUUUGCUGGACGCUAUUCGUCACAGCAAAAGGGGAGUUUCCAGAAGUGAGCGAUGACCUAGUAAAUUCUUACCAUCUAUUACUCGCUUGCUGUGAUUAUGUAUUUGGAAAUGCCCUGGUUACUGAUCGGAAAGAUUUACUAAAUCCCAAAUUUCCGGGUCUACCCAGCAACUUUUUGGACAAAGGUUUUGUGCCCCCUAAAGAUCCUCCUUGUAUCAUCCAUCAUUUGUGUCUCAGACAUGAAGGUCUUGUGAUAGAGGCCAAAAGCAUCAAAGAAUAUUUCUGGCAGAAACACAUACGGAAGUUAAUUUCUAGUCAGGUGUUGAAAAGUAACUUGAGCACUUCAGAUUAUGGAAUCCUAGAAAAAGAAAACUUUGACACAAAUUUUAAGCAGUUGAACAACAAAUAUGAGUCCUAUGUUUUAAGUGUUGGUGAUUUCGAUGAGAGAAUUUUUCUAGAAACAUAUAAGCAUGUGCGAUAUUCUCCAGUCAAAAGUUGCGCUGAUAGCAAAGCUCCACCUAAGUUAGCUAGAGUUCUUAGGAUUCAUAUUGAUCAAGGAGAUAACAGAGCAAGCGAGAUUGGAACUCCUUCUAAACUCGUGGGUCCGAAUGAAGAGCAAAAUUUCCAAGAAAAGCUGAAAGCCAAGAAAAGAGAGCUAGACCUACAGCAGAAUGAAAUAGUAUCAAAGCAGCUUCAUCCCGCAACUCCAUUGACCGGCAGAAAGUAUCUGAAAAUCAAAGAUAGUACCAUCACUCCAGUGUCGUCUGCAACUCAAAGUGCUGCAAGACUUCAAGCCAUCCUGGUCGGGAGGCAUCCUGCACCUAGCGAAGCUCUCUUAGAAAUCUACAAUUCUUGCGAGAAAAACCCUAAGGACGAUAUAGAAAACGAAGUAGAGAGAUUAUCUGCACUGUUCAGUCAGAAGUACAAGUGGAGCACCGAUUCCAGUAGUCAAAAUCGCAUAGAUUUUGCGGCGAAAAGACUGGAAACAGCGAAGACUCUGUUUUAUAAGUUACUACAAAAUAUUAUCCUUAGUGAACAGAAAAAAGCAUCUUAUGACCAUAGGAUUCCGUUAAGUCAAACAAUUUUCAUUCAAACGCUCUUUGCAUGCUGCUUAGAAAUAGUGAUUUACUCUUACCCUUCUCAACGCACUUUUCCUUGGAUUUUGGAUACACUUGAAAUUAAACCGUACCAUUUUUACAAAGUUAUUGAAAUCAUCGUAAGGACCGAGGAGCAACUCUCCAGGGAAAUCGUAAAACAUCUCAACACGAUUGAAGAGCAGGUUCUCGAAUCGCUAGCCUGGCAAUCUGACAGCCCUCUUUGGGAUAACAUUGCCACUGCAUCUAUUACUACAGAAUUUCCUAAUGCUGUGCCAUCUUGUGAAGAUGUUUCCCUACCAGGACAGCUGCAGUUGAGCGAUCCUUCCUACAAUCCUCAAUCCAAUACUAAUAACACCUCAAGUGUCACCCAAUCCCCCGUAUCGGAACGAUUCCAGUCCCCAAUAAUCGGCAGCAACUACGCGAAGAAGAAACUAUUUCAAGAUGGCUCCACCCCCAAGUCGAGUCAAUCUCUUCUCCAGCAACAACUGCAGCCUUCUUCGCCCGCAAACCAGCAAAGCUCCAAAGUUGUCGCCAUGAGCAUUAAAUUAAUUGAGAAAGGCGGGAAAAAAUACAUUUCUAUGACCCCAGCCCCAAAUCAAGCCGCUGCUGACUCAACCCCCACUGUUGACACGACACCCCAAGUGAAGGAAGUGAAAAAAGCCAAAAGAACUGGAUCUCUAGCUUUAUUUUUCCGCAAGUUUUAUCACUUAGCAAGUGUGAGAAUGCAGGAACUAUGCUCACAGUUGAACGUAUCAGAUUUUGAGCUGCACAGGAAAAUCUGGACUUGCUUCGAACAUUCGAUUGUAAAUCACGUGGAUUUAAUGAGGGACAGGCACCUUGAUCAACUACUCAUGUGUGCUGUGUACGUCAUCUGCAAAAUAGUCGGUCCAGAACGAACGUUCACCGACAUAAUGCGCUGCUACAGGUAUCAACCUCAGGCAACGUCACAUGUCUACCGUAGUGUCUUGUUGAAAAAAGGACCUGUCUCCAACAGAUCAAGCCCUGUCACGGACGAAAACAACAAAUCCAAGGAUGAUCCAAAAACGGUAGAAGAAGAGAGAGGAGACUUGAUUAAAUUCUAUAAUACUGUGUAUGUCAAAGUUAUCCAAAACUUCGCUCUCAAAUUCUCGAAUAGGUCUGCGCCCAAUGAAUCUUUAGCUUUAUCUCCUUUACCAUUUGUAAAAUCUCAUUGCAUGUCUCCAUCAAGGAGAUUAUCUGAAAAACAUCCUGUUUACAUUCGAUCUCUUGACUCCAAAGUACUCCCCGCUUCUCCGUCUAAACCCUUAAGUUACUGUUUUAGCCGGAGUCCUGCAAAAGACCUGAAAGCUAUUAAUUCAAUGAUCUCCGUUGAUUCAGUAAAUCAUGGAAUUAACAAAAGGCUUUUAGCUGAUGAUAAUGAUGUUGUUAGUUCAGCCCCCAAGCGGUCAGCACCUCCUGUCCUCGCCCGAAAAUUACAAGAUUUAAUUGGUGAUCGGUUGAGCCAGUUGAAGAAAGAUUAGUUUGACUUCUGCAAAAAUUUGCUGUUAUUCAAUCAAUAUUUGUAUUAUAUGCAUUGAUAGUUUGUUUUUGCCGCCCUUGUCCUUCUUCUUUAUCUGCACUUAGCCUGUCCCAGCAUGAAUCAUUAAAUAAUGAUGACUAAUCAAUUAUUAGUCGUAAAUUUUUAAACGGUAGACUAAUGUAGUUAUUUUGGAUGUUUGUGGAACGAUUCGGUCAUCGAAUGUCAUCCUUUUAGGUUGUUUUUAAAAUUUAACGAGUUUUAUGAACUUCUCAACUUGCUUUGAGUGUAUGUUGUUUUAUAAUCGGCUCCUCUAAGUUUUUCAUAGUUUUGCUCUUAUCUGUCCAAAAGGUUAAGUAGAGGUUUCACUGACAACAAUGAUGUUCAUUGUUUAUGAUUGAAGAGUUUUAUUUUUCAAUUCUUUUUGUUUGCAAUAGCUUGAUUGCACCAUUGAUCCAAUUCGCUAUAAGUUUUAUAAUCAAUGUUUAAGUAAAUUCGAUGGGUGUGUUAAAAUUUGUAGAAAUAAUGAAUCCUAACACUGCUGAUCAGAUGACUUUUUGUAAAAAAAAAAAAAUUCUGUUUGCAGUGAAUUUUACGAAUGUCAAGACUUUUCGCCCAAAAAAUGUUUUAUUAUUUUUAUCAGAGUUGCAAGGAUGAAACUAAAUAGGAUGUGUGCAGGACUGAAAAAGCUGGACAAUAAUAUUUUAAAGUUAUCAAUUUUUUUGGAAAGAUUUUUUUUUAUUUUGAGAAAUGGUGAGAUCAAUCUUAAAAUUGACAGUAAUUUUUUUUCUUAUGAAUGCUGGUAGGUCAUCAAUAAAGUAAAUUAAAAAAUUCUUGGCAUCAUAGCCAGGAAAAAUCUAAUGAACUAUAGAAUUUUUCUUUUGCGUUUUGCUGGCAAAGUCUGAGCAUUUUCAAAUAUGUCAGCGGUGAAACUGUGCAUAAACAUGUAUCUCAGGUUGCGAAGCUGUUGACUUCUGUCGUAUUUUAUUAUUUUGAUGAAACAGUACUCGAUAUCAUCUCUUGAAAACUUUCCUGACUCCCCUCGUCUGUAAGAAGAAUAUUCCGUACAAGGUUAAAGAAUCAGGGUUAGUUAGGUCUCCCUUGGUCACAUAAAAUGGAAGCAGAGAUUUUGAAACAUCCUAAAGCAGAUGCAUCUUUUCGCAGUUUUGCCGUUGAUUUUUAGUUGUUUAUGCAUGUAGAUCAACAAACAGGCAAAAACAUAAGUUGCUAGCAAUUUGCAUAAAAUUAUUUGCAUGUUUGAGAUCGCUAAUAGACAAAGUAGUAUACAUAUGUAUCGAUAAAAAAGUAGGAUAAUUUUUGGUUUAAAUUUAAUAUGUAGCUUGUGAAAAGUCUUAAUUAUUUAGUGCUUGUCAUAAUCAAGCUCGUCUUUUUUUUUCAAAUUCUAAUGUCACACAGUCUUGUCCUCUUCCAAGUUCCAUUCUGUGAUUUUUGCUAAACUUUUACCGCCAAUUAGAGCACUGAAAGACAACUGAAGCACUAUUGGUCUAAUUUAAGCACUGCGCUUUAAUUGUGCAUUGCCCAUUCAUGGCUUAGGUGUGUUUUUCUAAAGGGUCUGAAUUCACUGAACUAAAUUUUUUAUGGUCUACUUGUUGUUUUUACCUCUCAUUUCAACUUUAUUUCUUUUCUGUGUAGAUACCUUAACAGUUCUUUUUUACUUUGGGUAACAUUUUAUUUCUCUAGAUUAUUUAUUUUUAUUCGGCAGAACAAUAUUUUAUAUUUAUCAUACCUAGAAACGCUUUCUCAUGGGUUAUGAGCAAAAUCAAAUCAGGCGAAGUUCAAUUUUUCGAUGGCUGAAUGUGAAAAAUGUGUAUCUCAAGUGCAUCGCUUUGAAGAGUUUGAAACUUUGUUGUACCACCUAAUUCACUCACAAGAGACAAUCAAUUAACUGAACUAAUUGGGAGCAGACUGGUUCCGAUAAUCGAAAAGUUUGGAUUAUGAUAGAACAAGAAUACGAACACCAAGUAAUAAAUAAUGAAUUAGACCGUUAAGAAUAUGAAUUAAAAUACUAUGCGGAACGAAUGAAAACCAAAAAAAACUAGACAAAUAGAACACUCCACAGAAUGAAAAAAAACUGGAAAAAAAAACCUUGCACCAUCAGAUAUUGCACCUAACAUGGAACAUCUUGGUCUGAAGUUUGGCCGCACGUACUUUCCAAAUCAGUUCGAAUAAUCGAUAGUCCACUGUACUUUCUUUUACAAGACUUACUUUUUAUUUUCACCUCCUUGCAAUCAAGUACGAUUUCCUCCUGAGAGAAUGAAGAAAAUUCAGAGAAAAUUUCAUUAGAAGUUGUUGGUUAGUUUACCUAAAAAAAAACCAAGUACCUAUAAAAGGAGACCUACAAUAUCAUGAUGUGAGAUACGCUUUUUUACUUUACCCAUCGAUUUUUUAGUUUUUCGUGAAUCAUGAAAGAGGAGAUGUUUGUAUCGCCAAUUUGUGUACUCAAAUCAGGAGAAGUCAUUUUUCAGAUGUUUUUAUUUUGUAUGUAUGUGUCUGCCUUGCGCACUACCCAAUUUGUUAGUUCACAAUCGUCCCAAAUUUUAUUUCAGUGAAGGAAAAUAAUAUUAUUGAUUUUGUUAUAUAUUUUGCCGCACCCAAUCAGAAUUUUGAUAGUCUUGCCUUUGUGUAUAAGUAUGAAUUUUCCCGGAACACAUGAAGCGAAGAGCCAAAGGAUCGGAAGAAAAUUUACAUCCGUUCAGGAUAUCAGCAGGCUCCCUGCCAAGUGCACUUAUUUUCUCUGCAAUCAAAUCUUGAAAGCUCUCCCUCACUUUUUUUCCUCAUUUAAAUCAAUCCCUUGUCAAUCAAGAAUCGGUUUGAAACCCAGUUACAGACAUUAUUGUUUUCAGGCAGUAUCGUCAACUUCCGGCCAAAAUAUCACAAACCCAUUUGUGCCUAAGCACAGUGUUGUUUAACCUCUCAAACUUUUCCAAUUUUUUGUAGAGAUUCAAAGGAAAAGAAUCACUUAAACUUGAUAUUUCUUUUGUCAUCAGAUUGAUCCUGACACAUAAAGGCAAGUGUAAGAGUUGCAUAGAAAAAAUUAAAACAAUUGUAAGAUAGCGUCCAAGCGCAAAUGGUGCUUGUGACGAAAUAAUUUGGCCCAAAGGUGACAAUAUUUUGAAUCGUGUAAGCCCUUCCAAAGUUGAAGUAACUAAGUAAUUUGUAGAUAUAUAUUUGAAAAAUCAUUUGUUGUUCACAUUUUUAUUUUUAUGUUUGAUUUACAUGACUAAAACCUCCUUUGAGUUCGUAUAAAAGGUUGUUUUCUUUGCAUGCCACGUUCAAAUUUUAUGAUUAACUUCUUUCCCUGUACAAUUAUCUAAUAUUGUUGACUUUGGUGUAAAUUUCACCAAUCAUUUUUGUGUAUCAUUUGAUUAGAUAGGUAGUAUUUAAAGAAUAAAGAGAUUUUAUUUUUUAAGAGGAGUUUCUUGCAAUUUUUAAUUGAGUUGAAAAGAUAGAAAAGUUUUAAGUACCAAUAAAUCAUUAAGUUUGUAAAGAUAACAAGAAAGAACAACUAAAUUUACUCAUCUUUCAAUGUAAUGAUCCUUUUACAUUUUCAUUUUUCUCCUUUUUUUAAGCGUCUGUACGUUUUAUUACUGUAUUUUUAUUACAAUUUUUAAUUUCAUGGCGCAACUUAAUUUUUCAAGGUUAAUUUAAUUUUGAAAAGGCAAUGAGUUUAAAUUUCAUAGCAUGAUUUUAAACACUUUUAUUUUUUAAUCUUAAUUUUUUUUCUCACAUGCCCCCCCCCUCCCCUCCCCCUUGUUCUCUGGGAUUUCAAUUUAUGGUGGGGGCAAUUUAUGGUGACAUUCUUUUAAACGAUUCUCCGACCCUUAAAAGUUUCAUGCCUCUUUCCAGAAAUGCUUGAUUUUUAUAAAAAUUAUUGGCUUAUGGUUCUCAUCCUCUGUUAAAGUGUUAACUCUUUUGAAUAGCGCUCUUUUAAUUUCUACUUUUUUCCUAUCUCAUUUUAUGUAUUAAUAAAUUUAAAAUGUAAUCGCACUGGUGGAAAAUCGAAGUUUGCACUUCUUGUUCCUCUUCAAAAUACACAGUCAGGUGUAUCUUCAAAAUACAUAGUCUGGUGUAUUUUUGCUGUAAUUUUCUGAGAAUGUGUACAAAACCAAAGCCUUAUUUAUUUCUAUCAUGAUUUUGUGUCUUUGUGUGUUUGCGUCUCGUCCCUAGAAGUUUGUUGACAAGAUACAAAUUACUCGAAUCAGUAUGAUUGUUCAAAAGUGUCAUGCUUAUUUAAUUUUUUCUAUCUUCAAGAAAAUCUAUAUAUUUCUUUUCCUUUAUUAUUUUGUCUGCAGUCUCUCUAUUUGCAGAGCAAACUCUAGCACUUAUCUAAUGGUGUAAUUAAAAUGUUUAUAAAAAAAAAUAAUACUAUUGCUAUCAGCUUAAA